AUGCAGCUUUUGGAUACUGGAAAUCUUAUUCUCAGGGAUCAGGAAAAUUUAAUUUGGCAGAGUUUUGAUUAUCCUGGAGACACCUUUCUCUCAGGGAUGAGAAUUGGUGUUGACUUGAUAACAGGAAAAGACAGACAUUUGACUUCAUGGAAGAGCAAUGACGACCCUUCUGCCGGUCCAUAUGUCUUUCGGGUGGAUCCAAAUGGGUAUCCGCAAUUUUUUGUGAAGCUAGAUGUGAUUCCGGAGUCAAGGUACGGACCUUGGACCGGUGUUACAUUUAAUGGCAUGCGUAAUUUAGGCGAAAAUGCAAUAUUCACACACCAGUUUGUUGUCAGUGAGAACGAUAUAUACUAUGAAUAUGCACUUAUGACCAAAGCUUUUGUUUCCAUUCUGCGUUUGACUCCUGAUGGCAAAAUCGGUAACUGGAAUUGGGCCAAUCGCACGGAAAAUUGGACUUUCUACUCAGGUGCAAGAAUUGAUGAUGCAUGUACACCUUAUGCGAUCUGUGGUUCAUACGGAAGUUGUAACAUUAACUUUGACAAGAGUCAUAAUUGUAGUUGCCUGGAAGGUUUUGAACCACGGCCCUUUGAAGAACGGAGCCUAGCAGAUCGGUCAAGUGGAUGUCAACGGAUUAACCCAUUAGCUUGCUGGAAUCCAGAUGGUUUUCGUAAACUUUCAAGUGUAAAAUUCCCAGACACAAAUCAUUCGUGGUACAAUCUGAGCAUGACGCUAGGAGAAUGCGAAACAGCUUGCAUGAGGAAUUGCUCUUGUACGACGUAUGCUAAUUUAGAUAUUAGAAGAGGUGGAAGUGGAUGCUUGCUAUGGUUCGAUGAUCUAAUGGAUAUUCGGGAGUCUGAUGAAACUCAAGAGCUUUACAUAAGAAUGGCUGCCUCCGAUAUAUCAAGUAAGGCUUCUCUUCUCCAUCCCUCUUGUUAG
Lactuca virosa is the source of this 936-nucleotide messenger RNA. Lineage: Eukaryota; Viridiplantae; Streptophyta; Magnoliopsida; Asterales; Asteraceae. The record is from the annotation of a GenBank genome assembly.